CUCACCUAAAGUACCUAUUUUUUAAUGAUUAGCGUAUAAUUAUAAUUAUAUAUAGAUGCCGUUGCUAAGAUUAGAAUUGCACCAAGGGCUUAAGGUCGAGUUUUAUAAACUACAAAAUGUACCUAGCUAUACUUCUAGGCCUUCAAGCCUCCACCAGGUGAUAGUAUACACCAAUAUGCAGGUACGUUCUCGCUAUUCACUAAGAAUGCAUGUCAUGCGACAUGUACGAAUAGAAUAGAGCUCUACCUAGGUUAGAAGAAUGUAGUAUUCGAUGGGGAUUGUCACCAUGCAAGAGGAAUAUUGCAACACAUCCAGGUUCGUAGCUUUGGUGUCUUUCGUGCGGAGAAGCAUUGAAAAUCCCCUUCUAUUUAGCAACUUUUCCCUCUACGCCACCUAAAGCCUAAGCGCGUGAACUCAUCGGGUUCUCAUCACUAUUGAAUAACAAGAUGCUCGAAAUCCGGUGCAGCGGAACCCCUUACGAGAUUGGGUUUACCCAUGGUCAGCUAGCCAAGGAGAAGAUAUCAGGGUCUAUUGAUUUCUAUAAACAGCUGUUUUGGGAGUCUUGUUCGAUGACCUGGGCAGAGGUCUUACAAGAAGCGGCAAAGUAUCAUGAUAUUCUGAAGAAGAUCGCAGCGCGGUACCUCGUGGAAAUUGGCGGCAUUGCCGACGGAGCGCAUAUACCGUUUCUGGAUAUUCUAGCGUUGAAUAUACGAUCCGAGAUAACCUUCGGUCUCUUCUCUGACACAUCCAACGGGAUCACAGAUAUCCCUAGCGAUGGCUGUACGAGCUUAGGUUGGCUAGCCAGGUCGAAAUCCUUCGUUGGUCAGAACUGGGACUGGCGGAUAGAACAAGGUCCAAACCUCAUAAUAUGCUACAUAUCACAUCCAGAUACAGAAAUCCCGGAUAUCGCCAUGGUGACCGAAGCUGGUAUUAUCGGGAAAAUAGGACUUAAUUCAAAGGGCGUCGGUUGCUGCUUGAAUGCAAUUCGCUGCCACGGUCUUGAUCGAUCCAAGUUACCUAUACAUUUCGCCCUUCGCGCCGUACUAGAAUCAGGAUCUCGAGAGGAAGCGGUGAAAUUGAUCAAGUCUUCUGGCGUCGCUGGAGGUGGGCAUAUCUUGGUAGGAGAUGCGACAGGCUCGGUAGGCCUCGAGUGUACAAGCCGUUGGGUGAAGGAGUUAUCGAUGGAUGACAACGGGCGGGUAUGUCAUACGAACCAUCUUCUUCUAGAUAAGUCAGGUAUCGACGAACCGUUAUGGCUAGAAGACUCCCCUUGGCGUUUAUCCCGAAUCCGAGAGCUCGCUACUAAAAUAUCCGAGCCGACUCUUGAUACAAUCUUUGAAAUUUUCAAGGAUACUAAGGAUUAUCCAGCUUCUAUCAAUAGGAAACAGGAGGUCGAUUCUAAGGCCCAGACUCUAUUCACGAUUGUCAUGGAUUUAACAAGCAGGUACGCUCAGGUCACGGUUGGGAGACCUACCGAGUACAGCGAACGACGAUUUCUGAGAUUUGUAGAUGGCUGAACGAACCUCUUUGCUGUAUCUACCUCUUAUUCGGAUAAAUUAUUUUCUACUUGUAUUAGUAUUUAUUUUAUUUUAUUUUUAAUAUUACACAAAUUCGUUUAAUAG
This is a messenger RNA of Daldinia loculata, 1622 nucleotides long. Its product is annotated as AAT-domain-containing protein. The record is from RefSeq and is a predicted model, not a curated record. Lineage: Eukaryota; Fungi; Ascomycota; Sordariomycetes; Xylariales; Hypoxylaceae. Bases 447 to 1517 code for a protein of 356 amino acids. The transcript is spliced from 2 exons.